CAGCGCCCUGGACGAGGAGAUGCAGCUGUCUGCGAGGGCACGAGCGCCUGUCUGGUGAAGAGAGAGGGACUCAUCUGCUGGCAGGAGAAGGAGCAAGAACUUAUAUGUGGGAAAGGAGAGAAGGAAAAGAAAGAAAACAAGGAAAAGUGGUCUUUGAAAUAGACAAGUGUUGUUUUGAGAAAACAUGAGUAUCAUGUAAAUGUGCUGUAUGCAAGUGCAUCUAUCUUCACUAUACUUGUGGAAUUCGAAAAUAUGGUUCUCUAAGUAAUACACAAGAGGAAAUCACACAGAUGCAUACAUUUUCUUUCACUGCCUGUAUCCAUACCUCCAUGAUAGUAGCAUGUAAACUUCUGUAUGAAAAAGACUGGAUAAAAUCUUGAAGAAAGAAAAGAAACGCAAGUGAGAAAAUCUUCAGCGCUACUUCAUCGUCUAAAAUUCAUACAGCCAUCAAAUGCAAAUUACAUUGUUUAGCGAAAAAUAAGAAACCGUACCAGACAUACAGAUACCGCGGGAUAGAAAAAAAACAUUAUAAAUUGUUCUAAAAGUCUUUACAAAUGCGCUACGUAUAUGCAAGUGCCUGAAGCCGAGCAGACCUUACGCCCCUGCGGAUGACGAGAGGGCGAGACAUGCAGCUGUAGGCGCUUUGCUGGCAUUAACUUACUUAACUUCUAUUACCGCCUCGUCGAAUAAUAAAGGAGAGCAAGAAAGCCCGAGAAAGAGAGAGAGAAGGACAGAGGAACCACAAACCCUUGAAGAGGCAGAACUGACGGCCUUCGGCGCCUUCCGCAGGACGAGGAUGAGCUGCCGCGGGCGCGACGGGGAGCCUCUGCUGGUGGUGGAUCGCUGCUGCUGCUUCUCGCUGAGGACGGGCGCGCUCGUCCUCGCCGCCUGUGAGAUCAUAUUCCUCCUCGCCAUCAUAAUUCUGAAUAUUGUUCUCCAACCAAAUAAAGAAGGAGCAGCUGUUGUUGUGGAAGGUCUGCUUCACAUCGGGGUAGCGAGUGUUCUCAUCCAUGGAGUAAGAACAAAACAGAACCAGCUCGUGUGGGCGUGGGUGUUGGUGCGGACCGUACUGCUGGUCAUGGAGAUGCCCGUCGUCAUGAUCUACAGUGUGUUUACUGACUUGACUUUCACCCUGUGUCUGCUCGGGAUCAGUCUGCUCGUGUGCUGCUGCAUCCUUGUCGUGCGCUCGUAUGCCCUAAGCAUGGACACCGACGAGGAGCGAGUCAACCUGGAGGAGGUCAGCGCCAACAACUUCACAGCCCUGGAGGACGAGGCGCGCGUGUGAAAGGGAAUGUACGAGAUCUCUCCCCACCCAACUUCUCUAAGUUUUCGCCUUCAUCUUCCUCUCUUUCAUCCAUUCACUCGGUCUAUCUGUCGCUGUCUCCUCCUCAGCCUGUCUGUCUGUUUGCCUGUCUGUCUGUCCGUCAGUCAGUCAGUCAGUCAGUCAGU
This is a messenger RNA of Penaeus chinensis, 1449 nucleotides long. RefSeq lists its product as uncharacterized. The record is from RefSeq and is a predicted model, not a curated record. Lineage: Eukaryota; Metazoa; Arthropoda; Malacostraca; Decapoda; Penaeidae. The coding region runs from base 797 to 1285 and encodes 162 amino acids. The transcript has 6 exons.